Messenger RNA from Aegilops tauschii subsp. strangulata, 2178 nucleotides. Its product is annotated as pentatricopeptide repeat-containing protein At3g48250, chloroplastic. Lineage: Eukaryota; Viridiplantae; Streptophyta; Magnoliopsida; Poales; Poaceae. The record is from RefSeq and is a predicted model, not a curated record. Gene Ontology annotation, biological process: RNA splicing. Gene Ontology annotation, molecular function: protein binding.
CGGCCCUCUCCCUCUCCUCUCCUCCUCUCCCCAUCGCAAACCCCUAAACCCCCAAAAAAUGGCGGCGCCGCCGGCCCACCUCCGCCGCCUCCUCCUGCCGCACCUCCGCCGCAACCGCCUCUUCUCCGCCCUGACCGACACCCCCUCGCCCCCGCCGACCGCCCCGACCUCAGACGCCAUCCUCUACUCUCGCUCCGCGGCCUCUCCAAGGACCCGCCGCAGGCGCUGUCCCUCUUCCGGCGCGCGGCGGCCGCGGGCCACCCGCUCGGCCCCGCGGCCUACAACCUCAUGCUCCGCACGCUCGCCUCCACCCCGGCCGCCGCGCGGGCCCACUUCUGGCCCUUCCUCCGCGACAUGGACGCCGCCGGCCACUCCGUCGACCAGGGCACCUACCUCGCCGCCCUCGCCUCCUUCAAGCGCGCCAGCCUCGCCACCGACUACGCCACCCUCUCCGCGCGCCUCGCCAAGUCCCGCGACGACCACGCCGCUCAGGCCGCCGCCGGCGGCACCCCCGUCACCUCCCUCGCCGACGCCGUCCGCGGGCUCGACCUCGACCAGCCGGGGGUUGACGAGGCGCUCGAGGAGAAGCUGGAGGGCGUCGCCGAGCAGCUGCUGCCGCUCACGGAGGCGGCCGUGGCCGGGGUGCUGCGGGAGGCGAGGGACGUCCCGGCCAAGGCGCUCGCUUUCUUCCGGUGGGCUGGCAGGCAGAACGGGUACGAGCACGGGUCCAUCGCCUACAACGCGAUGGCGAGGGUGCUCGGCCGGGAGGACUCGCUGCGGGAGUUCUGGGAGCUGAUCCAGGAGAUGAAGGCCGGCGAGCUGCACAUCGACAUCGACACCUACAUGAAGCUGUCCCGGCAGUUCCAGAAGCGCCACAUGAUGACCGAGGCCGUGGAGCUCUACGAGCUCAUGAUGGACGGCCCCUACAAGCCCGCGCAGCAGGACGGGCCGCUGCUCCUCCGGCGCAUCGCCAUGGGGCCGGAGCCCGACCUCGAGCUGGUGUACCGCGUCGUGAGGAAGUUCGAGGCCGUCUAUGAGUUCAAGACCAAGAAUGUGUUUGACGGGAUCCACAGGGCGCUCACCAGCAAUGGCAGGUUCGACGAGGCUGCGGAGAUCGUGGAGAGGAUGAGAGCCGCUGGCCACCAGCCGGACAACAUCACAUAUAGCCAGCUGGUCUUUGGGCUGUGCAAGGCCGCCAAGUGCGAUGAAGCUCGCCAGGUGCUCGAUGAAAUGGAGGCUGAGGGUUGCACGCCGGACCUGAAGACCUGGACCAUGUUGAUCCAAGGGCACUGUGCCGCCGGGGAGGUGGACAAGGCUCUGCAGUACUUGACAGAGAUGAUCGAGAAGGACUUGGAAGCAGACGCCGAUUUGCUGGAUGUGAUGGUGAAAGGUCUGUGCAAACAGGAAAAGAUUGACGCGGCUUACACUUUGUUUGUUGAGAUGGUGGACACUGCCAAGUUGAACCCUUGGCAAGGAACUUACAAGCAUAUCAUUGCCGAGUUGCUGAGGGUGAAGAAACUCGAGGAGGCACUGGGCCUUCUUAAAUCAAUGAAAGCCCGCAAGUUUCCACCUUUUGCAGACCCCUUCCCUUCAAACAUCGCUGAAUACGGGACGCUUGAGGAUGCCAGGGACUUUCUGAAGGCCUUGAAAGGAUCAUCUAAUAACUAUCCGCAGCCCCCUGUCUAUGUGCAGAUGUUCAAGGCAUUCUUUGCAGAGGGGAGAUACUCAGAAGCUCAGGAUUUACUCUAUAAAUGCCCCAUCCAUAUCCGCAGGCAUCAUGACAUCACCGAGCUGUUUGAACCAAAAAAAGUUCAGGCUACUGCUUGACUGAAGAACAAUAAAUUGUUGAGACGGACUUCCUGCGCGAUCGGAUGAAAACUAUGUGGAAGACGCUGCCUGGAAGGCAUAUCCGAUGUGGUGGUUUCUGACGGAGUUUGGCAUGAUAGGGAUUGGCAAUAGAAAGAAGUCAUAUGUUGAUAGGUAGAUAGAUAUGCUCCCUGCCUGGGAAGAUGCUUCGUGCAUCCCACGCGCUAGGACUAUUAUCUGUGGAAUGUUUAUCACAUGGGCAUCUUGAUAAUUUUAUAUAUCCUUUAUUAUACGGUUGGAAAUGUAACAGUUUAUAUUCUGGAAAGCGAGAGCACUUGGUUGCUGUCAAAUUUUUACAACGCCUUUGCUGCA